Aquila chrysaetos chrysaetos is the source of this 2166-nucleotide messenger RNA. It is a transcript of the gene ACOT7, whose product is annotated as acyl-CoA thioesterase 7. Lineage: Eukaryota; Metazoa; Chordata; Aves; Accipitriformes; Accipitridae. Gene Ontology annotation, cellular component: extracellular exosome; cytosol; nucleoplasm. The transcript has 11 exons. The coding region runs from base 566 to 1609 and encodes 347 amino acids. Gene Ontology annotation, biological process: acyl-CoA metabolic process; palmitic acid biosynthetic process. The record is from RefSeq and is a predicted model, not a curated record. Gene Ontology annotation, molecular function: long-chain fatty acyl-CoA binding.
UGCCCCCGAAGCGCAGGAGCCACUCGAUCACCUCGUGGUGACCGAAGCGGGCUGCCAGGUGCAGGAUGGUGGCACCGGAGUUGUCUGUGUCCGGGGAGACCCUCCAGCGCCGUGGAAGGAGGGAGGCAGGGAGGCUGCCCGCCGGCAGGUGCCGGCAGCUGCCCGUGCCGGCCCGAAGGCCGUGGCCUCCGUCAGCCGCCGCGCAGGCAGGGCGCACCCCGGGGCAGGCGGCCGAGCGCGGGGAGGCGGAGGGGCCCCCAGUCCCGGUGGGGCGCACACAGCUCCCCAGGUGGUACCGGAGCUCCGCCCCCCUGGCCCCGGAGCUCCGCCCCCCUGGCCCGGAGCUCCGCCCCCCGCUCCCCCCCCCCCUCCCCGCUCCGCCCCCGCGCGGCGCCAGCCGGCAGAGCGCCGGCCCCGCCCUCCAGUGCCGGCGCGGGGGCGUGGCGAGGCGCUGCCCGCCAAUGGGGCGGCGCGCGGGGGGUGGGCGGGUCCCCCGGAGGGGGCGUGGCGUGGCGAGGCGUGGUGGUGCCGCAGCGCCGUUGACGGGCGGGGCGCCGGUGCCGCCAUGUCGGAGCGGGGGGCCGCGGGCCCGGGGCCGGCCGCCAUCCAGGUGUCCAGGAUCAUGCGCCCGGAUGACGCCAAUGUCGCGGGGAAUGUCCACGGGGGAACCAUCCUGAAGAUGAUCGAGGAGGCGGGAGCCAUCAUCAGCACCCGCCACUGCAACUCCCAAGCUGGGGAGCCCUGUGUGGCCGCGCUGGCGCGGGUGGAGCGGACGGACUUCCUCUCCCCGGUGUGCAUCGGCGAGGUGGCCAACGUCAGUGCCGAGAUAACCUACACCUCCCGGCACUCUGUGGAGGUCCAGGUCAACGUCAUGUCCGAAAACAUCUUAACAGGGGCGAAGAAGGUGACGAACAAGGCGACGCUGUGGUAUGUGCCACUGUCCCUGAAGAACGUGAACAAGGUCCUUGAGGUUCCCCCCAUCCAGUACGCCAGAAAGGAGCAGGAGGACGAGGGGAAGAAGCGCUAUGAGGAGCAAAAGCUGGAUAGGCUGGAAACUAAGCAGAGAAACGGCGACGUGAUCUUCCCCGUCAUCAACCCAGAUAGGCAGACAAAAGAGCCGCACACCGUCAGCUACAGCCAGUCCAGCCUGAUCCACCUGGUGGGACCAUCGGACUGCACGCUGCUGGGCUUCGUGCACGGAGGUGUCACCAUGAAGCUCAUGGACGAGGUUGCCGGGAUUGUGGCUGCCCGCCACUGCAAGACCAACAUCGUCACUGCCUCGGUGGACGCCAUCAACUUCCAUGAGAAGAUCAAAAAAGGCAGCGUCAUCACCAUUUCGGGGCGCAUGACCUUCACAAGCAAUAAAUCCAUGGAAAUCGAAGUCUUUGUGGAUGCCGACCCAUUUGUGGAUGAGCCUCGGGAGCGGUACCGUGCCGUCAGCGCCUUCUUCACCUACGUUUCCCUGAGCAAGGAGGGGAAGCCCCUGCCCGUCCCACAGCUGCUGACGGAGACGGAGGAUGAGAAGCGGCGCUUUGAGGAAGGGAAGGGCAGGUACCUCCAGACAAAAGCCAAGCGGCAGGCGCAGAUGCAGCAGGCUGCCCAGCAGUGAUCCUGUCCCGCGCCGCCCCGCGCUCUCGCAGCCUUCGCCCGCCGAACGUCCAGGUUCCCGUUAGUGUCGUGUCUGGUCCGCGCCGGGCCUCGCACCUUCGCCCGCCCCAGCCUGCUGCCGGAGCUGCCACGGCAGCGCGGUUGCUUCACUGCUGACCAGUUUAGCGCCCGUAGACCUUGUGCUUUAGGUGGCCUAAGCGCCCCGAAAGCUGCCGGGAGCCUUCCCGGUCGCUCGCCAUUCGCCUCUGGAGCCCUGUUUUCACCACUGAAUCCUGUAAGCGGAACGCCCAUGCUGGAGUGGGGCAGAGGCACGUGGCGGCACGAGGGAUGCGAGAGGCCGCGAGUCUUUGUGAUGCUGUGUUAAACUUGCCAGUUAUGUCCUAAAACUGCACACCAAAGCUUACGUGCGAUACUCACGACAGGAAACGCGCCCUGGUAUCGUACUGAAUGUCUCGGACCAUUUUGUUGACAUUUCUAGGUAGUUUCUCUGUGCACAUCUAAGUUAUUUAAGGAAUCCUGUGGCAUAAAUAAAGUCUGUUGUCGUUGACUGAAAUAAAA